GCAGAGCCUAUUUUUCACAUCUGAUUUAAUUUCAUAGAACUUUCAUAGAAUAUUGCUACACUAAACAUCUUUGUCUGGAUAAUACCCCAGUACUCAGCUUUUAUUAGAAAAUGAAUGGCAUGCCACUGUGAUCAUUUUCUGUGACGACAGAGUAAAUUAUUAUGCAGCCUCAGAGGGGUGCCCAAACUUUUUCAUACGACUGUAUGUAUCAACCACAGAACUGACACUUACUAGCAGUUCCCACUCACUACCAGUCAGUUGACUCACUGUACAAGACCUCUCCCCUUCAGUCUACUGCAGGGUGGGAGAUGCAACAAUGGCCUUGAGAACAGCAGGAAGUGUGUUGGUGGUCUUUCUCUGGUCUGUAGCAGUGGUACUGGGUCAGUAUGGCUGGAGUGUGACUUACACCACUCAGAGUAUCUGUACUUUGGAGGGGUCAACAGUGGAGCUGUCCUGCUCUAUCAGAUAUCCCAGUGGUACAGUCACAUCAACCGUCUGGUUCACUAAAUGGGGGACUGGUGUAGAACCUGAAGAUCUAGGUCAGGACCCAGAGUAUGCAGGUCGUCUGGAGUAUCAUGGGGAUAAGAAGAAUGGUCACAACCUGAGAAUCACAGACCUGAGAGAGAAAGACUCAGCUACGUACAAGUUCAGAUUUAUAACAGAUCAGACUGGAAGGAAAUAUACUGGUGAUCCUGGAGUCACUCUGUCUGUCACAGCUCUGCAGGUGAUGGUGACUCCACCACGGUGGGCAACGUCGAAGACACUGACCUGUAGCACCACCUGUACUCUGACUGACAACCCCACCUACAUCUGGUACAAGAACGGACAACAUCUAGAUGAGAGCACCUCCCCCCAGUACAAAUACUCAGUCUCCAGUAACUAUGAGGACAGUUACUCCUGUGCUGUUAAAGGCCAUGAGGAUCUCCACUCUCCUGCAGUGUGUGUUCAGGGUCAGAUCUGCAGCAGAGUAACUUACACCAAGAGGAGAAUCUGUGUCUUGAAGGGGUCAACAGUGGACAUAUCCUGUACUUAUGUUGGUUAUUAUUCCACCACAUCAACAUUCUGGUUUAGAAGUGAUAAGUCGACCCCUGAAGACCUAACCAGCGACCCAGGGUAUGCAGGUCGUGUGAAGUACACUGGAACAUACAGAGGUCCCUUCAUCCUGAGAAUCACAGACCUGAGAGAGGAGGACUCAGCUGAGUAUCGCUUCACUUUUAAAACAGACUACGUUGAAUGGGGUCAUAGUUUCCCAGGAACAACUCUGUCUGUCACAGGUCUGCAGGUGAAGGUGACUCCUGCUGCAGAGGGACAGAAGACACUGACCUGUAGCACCACCUGUACUCUGACUGACAACCCCACCUACAUCUGGUACAAGAACGGACAGAAUGUACAAGAUACCACCUUUCCCAUGUACUCCAUCAGCAGUGAGGAUGCAGACAGCUACUACUGUGCUGUAAAAGGCCACGAUGGUCUCAGCUCUCCUGCAGUGUAUAAACCAAAGACCUCAGUGUCAGUCAGUCCCUCUGGUGAAAUAGUGGAGGACAGUUCAGUGACUCUGACCUGCAGCAGUGAUGCCAACCCACCUGUGGACAAAUACACCUGGUACAAGAAGAAUGGAGGUGACUAUCAGAGUAUGACAGGACCACAGCAUGUCUUCAAUCAAAUCCAGUCAUCUGACACUGGAGAGUACUACUGUGAGGCCCAGAAUGAGAUGGGGACAGACAGGUCUAGGACCAUAAACAUGGAUGUGAAGUACGGCCCAAAGAGCACCUCAGUGUCAGUCAGUCCCUCUGGUGAAAUAGUGGAGGACAGUUCAGUGACUCUAACCUGCAGCAGUGAUGACAACCCACCUGUGGACAAAUACACCUGGUACAAGAAGAAUGGAGUCUACUAUCCAUCAACCACCUAUAUGACCACAGGACCACAUCUUGUCUUCAAACAAAUCCAGUCGUCUGACACUGGAGAGUACUACUGUGGGGCCUGGAAUGGGAUUAAGACAGGGAGGCCUGAAUAUAUCAACAUCAAUGUGAGAUAUAAGCCAAAGAACACCUCAGUGUCAGUCAGUCCCUCUGGUGAAAUAAUGGAGGGCAGUUCAGUGACUCUGACCUGCAGCAGUGAUGCCAACCCACCUGUGGACAAAUACACCUGGUACUUUCAAAAUAAGACUUUUCUAAAUGGAUUUGGACAGAUGUACAACAUAAGUAAGUUCAAGUCUAAGGACAAUGGACAUUACCACUGUGAGGCCUGGAAUGGAAGAGGAUCUAGGAACUCUACAGCUCUGAUGAUCAUUUUACCAGAGAAACAGACCUCAGUUCUGACUGCAGCUGUAGGAAUCAUAGUGGUUGUUCUGGUUCUCAUCCUCUGUCUCUCUGGACUCAUGUGGUUCAGGAGAUCCACAGGAGGAAGUGAUGCCACAGCAGACACACAGAGUGUCCGUCCUGACUGUAACAGUGACAUGUACACAGGUCUGAACAUGAGGACCAUGUCCCCUGACUAUGACACUCUGGCAAAUGUCCAUCCUGACCCUAACAGUGACCCCAACAGUGACAUGUACACACCUCUGAACAUAAUGACCAGGUCACCAGAGUAUGACACCCUGGCAAAUGUGAGGGGAAUCUCCCUCUGAAGAGAAGCACCACAGAACCUGGACUGAAGAGAAGCACCACAGAUCCUGGACUGAAGAGAAGCACCACAGAUCCUGGACUAAAGAGAAGCACCACAGAAGCUGGACUAAAGAGAAGCACCACAGAAGCUGGACUGAAGAGAAGCACCACAGAUCCUGGACUAAAGAGAAGCACCACAGAAGCUGGACUAAAGAGAAGCACCACAGAUCCUGGACUGAAGAGAAGCACCACAGAUCCUGGACUGAAGAGAAGCACCACAGAAGCUGGACUGAAGAGCUACUGUUCCAAUCCAAAGCUAGGCAUCACACCUCUAUUAUCUUGCUAUCAUAUCUAGAUGGUUUUCCAGACCAUGAACUUUAACUUUUGAGUAAAUGCUGGAAUAUACAUUUUAUUAUUUUAUUAUGAUAAUUAUGUAUAUUGAUGAUAAAUGGGUUAUGCUUCUGUAUUUUUUUCAAUGGGAUUUUUCCAUUUCCAUAUUUUUCUUGUGUAUUAAUCUGUUUAAUAUCUAUAGUUGAAGUUUAUAUUUCUGAUCUUUUUCAAUGGAAUUUAGCCAUUUAGGGAUUUAUAACAUCAAUAGUCCUACUUUCCUCAGCAACUAAUAUGGAUAAUAUUGAUAAAAGCUUUUUAAUAUUUUUAGCUUUUGGGUCAAGUUUCUCCUGAUGUGUUUAAUGAUGAUUUACUUUGUAUUGCUGUCAUAUAUUAUUCCACAUUUUAUAUUUGGGGCGGCAGGUAGCCUAUAUUGGGGUGACAGGUAGCCUAUAUUGGGGUGGCAGGUAGCCUACAUUGGGGUGGCAGGUAGCCUAUAUUGGGGCGGCAGGUAGCCUAUAUUGGGGC
Molecule: messenger RNA, 3458 nt
Organism: Salmo salar (Atlantic salmon)
Lineage: Eukaryota; Metazoa; Chordata; Actinopteri; Salmoniformes; Salmonidae
Source: RefSeq, a predicted model, not a curated record